This is a messenger RNA of Metarhizium acridum CQMa 102, 1017 nucleotides long. RefSeq lists its product as uncharacterized. The record is from RefSeq and is a predicted model, not a curated record. NCBI's taxonomy places the organism in Eukaryota, Fungi, Ascomycota, Sordariomycetes, Hypocreales, Clavicipitaceae.
AUGGACAACAACUUGGACAUGAGCGUUGCGGCCUUGCCGGCCGCCCAGGCCCAUCAAGUUCAGGCGGACAACGGCUUUGCCCCAGGUCAGAACCUGUACAAUUUCGAGGGACAGCCAUUACCCGAUGACGACGUCAUGUUUGUCGAACAACAACAGAAACAACGGGAACAGCAGCAGCAGCUACUGCAACAGCAGCUACAACAUCAACAACAGCUGCAAUACCAACAACAACUGCAGCAACUGCAACAGCAGCAACAACAGCAACAGCAGCAACAGCAGCUGCAAUAUCAGCAACAGCUGCAACAGCAACACCACAUGCAACAGCAACACCAAAUGCAACAGAUGUGGGAGCAGGGACUACACCAAGGCUGGCAGCAGCCCUGCAACACAUACCCCCAGGCCUUUUGGCAGCCGCGGCAACCACCAGCACUGCCGGCAUUCCUACCACAGCAGCCGGAGCCACAGCAUCAGGGGUGGCCGCACUACCACUACCAGGCACCGCAGCAGUCAUACCCGGCACCGCAGCCGUAUCCACAGCAGCCGCAGCAGCAGUCGCACGCUUAUCAGGGGUACCCGCGGAACCCACAGUGGCCACAACCACCACCACAGACACUGCAGCCACCACAGCCACAACCACGUCCACAGCCACAAAGGGCCCGGCAGCCAAGGCAGCCAAGGCAGUCACGGCGAGCAGCGCAGUCACAACAGCAGCCGCCCCAACCACAGCAGCAGCCACAGCCACAGCAGCAGCAACAGCAACAGCAGCCACAGCAGCAACAGCAGCAACAUCCUCCCACAGGAGGAGUUGAUAUUGAAAUGGCCUUGCUCGAAGCCUUCCGCCAGAUCGAUGCCGAGGAGGAAGCCCAACGAGUCGCAGCACGCGGCCCGCCGCCCGAAGAACUGCGUGCUGCCCGGCCAGGUCUCAGGACCCCAGUCAACUUCCCGCUCCUCCUCCCUCCAGAGGCCGUCUGGCAUGAGGGAGUCCCAGAUGGCGGCGACUCACCGGCGACUCAAUGA